AGAUAUUCAUUUUUAUAGGCGCGUAUAUCCUCGAGUCAGGCACACGAAGGAGGCAACGAAAAGAUCAGGCGACACCGGGCCAAAAGUUUAGGGGGGCAAAACCACCUCAUCCACAAGCAGGAAGCACAACCCCUGAGCACCUCACGAUGCCACACCAACGCCAAAGCUCCCGAUUAUCCAAUGCCACAGGGAGAACAAACCCUAUCCUCUUUCUCUUCUACACAAAAAAUUUUCUCCUCCUCUUUCUCUUCUCUCUGUGUCACUGCGUGUGAGGAGCGUAGCUUAGAGUGAGAAAAUAAUGGCGUUGGAGACGUGCUUCAGAGCCUGGGCGACUCUGCACGCCCCACAGCCACCGUCCUCCGGCGGCAGUAGGGACAGACUCCUCCUCUCCGGCGCCGGCAGCAGCCAGUCCAAGCCAAGGUUGUCCGUCGCCUCGCCGUCACCGCUCCGACCUGCCUCCCGCUUCGCCUGCCAGUGCAGCAACGUCGUCGACGAAGUGGUGGUGGCGGACGAGAAGAACUGGGACAGCAUGGUGCUGGGGAGCGAGGCGCCGGUGCUGGUGGAGUUCUGGGCACCGUGGUGCGGACCGUGCAGGAUGAUCGCGCCGGUGAUCGACGAGCUGGCCAAGGAGUACGUCGGCAAGAUCAAGUGCUGCAAGGUGAACACGGACGACUCACCAAACAUCGCCACCAACUACGGCAUCCGGAGCAUCCCCACCGUCCUCAUGUUCAAGAACGGCGAGAAGAAGGAGAGCGUCAUCGGCGCCGUCCCCAAGACCACCCUCGCCACCAUCAUCGACAAGUACGUCAGCAGCUGAUUGCAUCAUCAUCGUCGUCUUCUUCCUCUUCUUCUUCAGCUGCAUCAAUCAAAUCAGACUUGAUCGAUCAGAGCUUCGUUUGUAAGUUGUAACUAAGCUACCCCCUGCUUUGCCUCUCUAUGUGUAUCGCCAGCCACCCCUUUCUCUUCAUCGUCCUUAAUUGUUGUAAUCCUACUACUCCAUGGAAUCAAUACUGUAACUAUUAUUGAUUGAUGAUACCAUCUUUUGACUAGCAAAGAGGAAUCAAACUGUGCUACAUAUACAUAUAUGAUGGCCACAUCUGUUUGAA
Molecule: messenger RNA, 1106 nt
Organism: Oryza sativa Japonica Group (Japanese rice)
Lineage: Eukaryota; Viridiplantae; Streptophyta; Magnoliopsida; Poales; Poaceae
Source: RefSeq, a predicted model, not a curated record